Messenger RNA from Emericellopsis atlantica, 1081 nucleotides. RefSeq names its product SGNH hydrolase-type esterase domain-containing protein. The record is from RefSeq and is a predicted model, not a curated record. The transcript has 3 exons. Bases 196 to 882 code for a protein of 228 amino acids. NCBI's taxonomy places the organism in Eukaryota, Fungi, Ascomycota, Sordariomycetes, Hypocreales, Bionectriaceae. Gene Ontology annotation, molecular function: phosphatidylcholine lysophospholipase A1 activity.
GGCAGUUCGGAGAGAGCAACACGGCAGUUGAGCGUCUUCCCAAAGAGGCACGGAGUAUAUGCCGAACAUGGGCGCGGGGAGGCCCAGCGUAUAAAAGAGCGGCAGUGAGUCGCUUAAGGAUGGGCACUGGGGCCUUGAUCUUACACAGCUUCAGAAAUCUCGAACAAGACCGCAAACGUCACGCUGCUUACCAAGAUGAAACCGUUCAGCACCGGUGUCUUCAUCGCUGGCCUGGCGGCCAGCACGACCGUGGAAGCGGUCAAAGUCAUGCUUCUCGGUGACUCCAUCACUGAGAUCACCUGCUGGCGACCCAUGGUGUGGAACCAGAUCGCAUCCGCCGGAUUGGCGGGCAACGUCGACCUUGUCGGCAGCAUGAACGAUCUCCAGAGUUCGUGCUCGAGGCCGUCUGGAUUCGACCCUGACCACGAGGGCCACUCGGGCUGGCAGGCGUACGACAUUGCGCGCAACAACAUCAACGGUUGGGCGCAGGCCCAGAAGCCGGACAUUGUCCAGUUCAUGCUCGGCACCAACGACGUCAACAUUGGCAAGAGGGACGUCAACAGUAUCCUGAAUUCGUACUCGCUGAUCAUUGAUGCCCUGCGUGCUGCCAACCCCUCGGUUAAGGUUGUGUUAGACAAGCUGAUCCCGACGAGCUGGAGCGACCAGACAAUCGAGGCGCUCAACAAUGCCAUUCCAGGCUGGGUGCAGCAGAAGACCACCAAUGCGUCUCCCAUUGUCAUUGCAGACUGCUCGCGUGCCGCAGGGUUCACCAACAGCAUGCUCAACCCGGCCGACGGUGUCCAUCCCAACAACCAGGGCGACCAGUUCAUUGCGUCCAAGGUCGGUCCCCAGUUGAUCCAGCUCAUCAGGGCCUCGAUAUGAGAGGUAGGGGAUAGGAAGGGGCUGGGCCGCUGGGGUUUCUCGUCUACUGCUUCGAGGGGCAGGGUCUUGAUUAUAGCAGAGAUUAUUUAGCUCCCAUGAUGAAUGAGUAUGGAUUCCUUGUGAAUAUAUUCUCAAUCAAUUGAAUGCUGGGAUGAAUCAUGGUGAAAUGCUGCUCGCCCAACUUCUCAAGGCCAGGGGC